Molecule: messenger RNA, 1398 nt
Organism: Kwoniella botswanensis
Lineage: Eukaryota; Fungi; Basidiomycota; Tremellomycetes; Tremellales; Cryptococcaceae
Exons: 5
Coding region: 1-1398 (465 amino acids)
Source: RefSeq, a predicted model, not a curated record
AUGUCCAGCAAUUCCCCUUCCUUUUCCUCUACCCCUUCCAACCCUCUCCAGCGAGCUCACGCCCUUUCACUACAGGCAUCCACCCUGGUCCGACCAUCACUCGUACCCCUUGCGACACUCAACCAAGCAUCGGCUUCAUAUCGCGAAGCUGUGGAGCUAUAUGAGAAAGCUCAGCAGGAUGCUGAGACCAGAGGAAGCGAUGAAGUAAAUACCUUGAAGAUGCUCGUCAUACAGCAUCGCAAAUUGCUGAAAGAUGUGGAGAGACGAAUAUCGAACGCUCAAAAGGAUCAAACAUCUACAUCGGACGCACCACUUUCUCGACCCAGUAUGGAAGGUGCGACCAGACCUGCUCAGAGACGAUUGGUCAGCAAAAGUGCUGCUUCUUCGGCUGCGACAGGAACAACCGCAGGGAUACCAAGCGGAUUUGGAUUAUCGGGUAUACCGCCAUCAGGAAUAGUAAAUCGUCGAUCGAUACCGCCUUUCUCUCUACGUCCAAUCCCCAACCCAUCUGCACCGACCGGUGAACCCUCCCUCUCGCCAUUAUAUUCCUCUUCGUCCACCUCUUCUUCGACUGAAGAGUCAUUCAUUCAUUUCGGUUCACCUCCCGAGACGCUCGACCCAUUCUCGCGGUUUUGGGGUAUGCUCGAAAAUAUGUUAGAGGAAGUUAGUGGUCCGGUCAUGUUUGCCACCGCUCCUGUCGAUGCUCCUGCACCUACCGCCACUGAUGCCAGAUCAGGGGGGAAGAAGGAUGAUAAGUUGAGCAGGGAAAAGACGAUAACAAGGACAGGGAAGCAGAAAGAGACGGAGGAAAGCUUUUAUGUAGUGAAAAAUCGCAGAGACAAGACGAUAAAUCUCGAAUCUACAGAUGAAGAAGAAGAAGAAGACUUUGUUGAACGACCCAGUAGCUCGACGAACAGUGCACCUACCAAAACUGCCGAAGAGCUCUUACUUGAAAAUGCAUCCUUGAAAACUUCCCUAGACGCCUUAGCACUCCACGCAGAAUCGGUGGAUAAUACCAACAGAACGUUGAAGAAGCAAUUGGAAGAGAGGGAAAAGGGAUUGAAAGUAAUUAUGGAGAAUUUGAAGAAGGAAGCUGGUAGAGUCAAAUCUGUGGUUGGACAAUCGCAAUUAUUAUCGAAUUCAAGUAUCACCAGAUUACCUGGAUUAGGGAUGGUAGGUUCAACUGGAGGUGUAGGUGGGGCAGCAAAGGAUGAUAUGACUUCUAAGAAACGAAUAAAAGAAUUGGAAGAUGAAGUACGAAUAUUGAAAGGUGAGAACGAAAAGCAGAAAGAACAGAUAGGUAGAUAUAAAGAACGAUUUGAAAAAAUAAAACAGAAUGCGAAAGCUAAGAAGGAAGCCAAGUUGGCUGCUACAGCUCAAUCUGAUGGAAACAAAUAG